AAAGAUAAACGUUUUCAUAAAUUGGACAGUUCCUCCCAACUGUGAAGCUCCAACAAACAUUUCGGAAGCUCAAAGGUAAACAGUGAAUUAACAAUAAAAAACACCAGAAUUUGUUGAAACGAUGAGCAGUGAAAGGAGAAUUGGGGUGGCUUUGGAUUUCUCUAAGGGAAGUAAGAUCGCUCUCAAAUGGGCUAUUGAUAAUCUUCUCCGCAACGGCGACACACUAUUCAUCAUCCACAUCAAGCACGGCCAAGGCAGUGAAUCCCGAAAUCUUCUAUGGUCCACCACUGGAUCACCACUGAUUCCGUUGUCGGAGUUUCGUGAUAAGGAUGUGAUGCAUCAUUAUGAGGUGGAUUCUGAUGCCGAGGUGUUGGACCUGCUUGACACCGCUUCUAAGCAGAAACAGGUGGCUGUGAUUGCAAAGCUGUACUGGGGCGAUGCAAGGGAGAAAAUUUGUGAAGCUGUUGGGGAUUUGAAGCUUCACUCUUUGGUCAUGGGUAGCAGAGGCUUAGGUGCCAUACAGAGGGUGUUGCUGGGGAGUGUGACCAACUAUGUCACCAUAAAUGCAAGUUGCCCUAUAACGAUUGUGAAAGACUCUGCCCCUUCCACUAUCUGAUAUGCUACUGAACUUGAUUGGUCUUGCAAUCGGUUGUUCCAUCUUCAUCAGUGACCAGACUGUGUUUUCCUCCUUCGUCUUACACAUGUGUAGUUGGGAUUUUGAACACACUUGAAGUUAAGGAUUCGCCAAGCAAAAUGUCUAGUGUUGUUAGCACUCUCUUUUAAGUGCUUGGUUAUGACCAAAAUUGUGCUUAUAAAUAAGGUUUGUGUUGGAUCUGUACUGAACUUACAAGUGCAAAUGAUGAUGUGGUGGUGUUAAAUGUUUGAUACUCUA
This is a messenger RNA of Vigna umbellata (rice bean), 892 nucleotides long. RefSeq names its product universal stress protein PHOS32-like. NCBI's taxonomy places the organism in Eukaryota, Viridiplantae, Streptophyta, Magnoliopsida, Fabales, Fabaceae. The record is from RefSeq and is a predicted model, not a curated record.